CGCGGUCCGGGCGCCGAGCGAGCCGAGCAGACCUCCCCCCGCGGGGCCGCAAACUUGCGCUUAGUCCGGCCUCGCCCGCCCGGAGAGGAGAGCGCAAGGCAGCGAGCGCCGCGGACCGAAAGGACAGUUGGACUGAAGAGAGUUUCCAGAAGCGCCCGUGAGCCCGGUUACUGGCGACCCAGUAUCGGGGAGGUGGAGGGGAAAGCAGAGGAACAGAGAGGGGCCUCACAGUGACUGGCUGCCUUUGAAAUGGUGACGCUGUGAAUGACUUUGGACUGUGACUCUUCUCAGGGAGAGAGAACCGCAGAGAUAAAAGCAGGCCGCCGGGAAGAGGAUGUUUUGAGAAGUGUUUCAGAGAAACUUCAAGUCGGUAAAGAUGGAAAACCAGACCGUAAGUGAACUGAACCAAACACAGCUUCAGCCAAGAGCAGUGGUGGCCCUAGAAUACCAAGUGGUCACCAUCUUGCUUGUGCUCAUUAUUUGUGGUUUGGGCAUCGUGGGCAACAUCAUGGUAGUCCUGGUGGUCAUGAGAACCAAGCACAUGAGGACCCCCACAAACUGCUACCUGGUGAGUCUGGCCGUAGCCGACCUCAUGGUGUUGGUGGCUGCAGGCCUCCCCAACAUAACAGACAGUAUCUAUGGCUCCUGGGUCUACGGCUAUGUUGGAUGCCUCUGCAUCACUUACCUCCAGUACUUGGGCAUUAAUGCAUCCUCUUGUUCAAUCACAGCCUUUACCAUUGAGAGGUACAUAGCCAUCUGUCACCCCAUCAAAGCCCAGUUUCUCUGCACAUUUUCCAGAGCCAAAAAGAUCAUCAUCUUUGUCUGGGCUUUCACAUCCAUUUACUGUAUGCUCUGGUUCUUCUUGCUGGAUCUCAAUAUUAGCACUUACAAAGAUGCUAUUGUGGUGUCCUGUGGCUACAAGAUCUCCAGGAAUUACUACUCACCUAUUUACCUAAUGGACUUUGGUGUCUUUUAUGUUGUGCCAAUGAUACUGGCCACCGUCCUCUAUGGAUUCAUAGCUAGGAUCCUGUUCUUAAAUCCCAUUCCUUCAGAUCCUAAAGAAAAUUCUAAGACAUGGAAAAAUGACUCAACCCAUCAGAACAAGAAUUUGAAUUCAAAGACCUCUAAUAGAUGUUUCAACAGCACAGUAUCUUCAAGGAAGCAGGUCACCAAGAUGCUGGCAGUGGUUGUAAUUCUGUUUGCCCUUUUAUGGAUGCCCUACAGGACUCUUGUGGUUGUCAACUCAUUUCUCACCAGCCCUUUCCAAGAAAAUUGGUUCUUGCUCUUUUGCAGAAUUUGCAUUUAUCUCAACAGUGCCAUCAACCCGGUGAUUUACAAUCUCAUGUCCCAGAAAUUCCGUGCCGCCUUCAGAAAGCUCUGCAACUGCAAGCAGAAGCCGGUAGAGAAACCCGCUAACUACAGUGUGGCCCUAAAUUACAGUGUCAUCAAGGAGUCAGAUCAUUUCAGCACAGAGCUUGAUGACAUCACUGUCACUGACACUUAUUUAUCUGCCACAAAAGUAUCUUUUGAUGAUACCUGCUUGGCUUCUGAAAUAACCUUUAGCCAAAGCUGAUUCAUGAAUGAGAAGAAAAUGGACCACAAAGUAAAUGAGAAUCUGUGCCGUUAUCAACCCAAGAGGAAACAGCCAGUACUUGUACCUGGAAACCGAGCAGAAAAAGUCUUUAGUAGUGCUCUAAUAAAUCCUGGCCCAAGAUAUUUUAACCCAUAGGAAUGAUUCAUAUUUUCCUUCUAGUAUCACAAAAUUGUUUCCCCCAAAAUGGAGCAGAUUUGUGAAAGAGCCAAAUGAUAGAAACUAAAAGUGUAGCUCUUUCCAUUUAAGUUGAGAAAUUCACUAUUUUUCUGGGGCUUCAAAGCUUAGAUAAAAUUGAGACACUGAUUUCACAUUAUUCAUAAUAAAUGUAAUUUCUCAAACUCCCCCAAAUUAUUUGUACAUUUGAUAAUUUGGCAAUGUUUCAAUGUUUGCAUCUAGCAUUUCACUUUAACACAGCAUAGUGCUAUUUCAUGAAUAUCUGAAACUACAGAGUAAAGUAGAAAAAAAAUUUAUUAAGUAAAAAUGAGAUUUCAAAUAUGUUCACUAUACAAAAAAACAAAAACAAAUGUCAUAAUGCUUAUAAAAUUCUGAGAUAAUUUUUUAAAUUCAAGUGUAGUUGGCACACAAUGUUACAUUAGUUUCAGAUGUACAACAUAGUGAUUUGACAGGCUGUAUACAUUAUGCCAUACUCACCACAAGCGAAGAUACCAUCUGUUGCCAUACAACACGGUUAUAAUACCAGCAACUAUAUUCCCUUGACUGUACAUCUCAUCCCGAGAGAAUUUUUUAUGUCUUAUAAAGUAGAUGUCAUCAUUCAACUCUAACGUAAAAUAAACCUCAAAAUAGCCAGAAUUAUAAGUUGAGAAGACAUGAAGAUUUGAUUUUUAGAUUAAUCCAGCUCUUAAGCAACUCUUUGAGCCUCUUAAAUGAUGAGUGAGACAGGAGAAAUAUCAGAUUAAGUAACUCUGAAGAUACAAACUAACAUGUAAGUAAUUAUUGAAAAGUAGAGCCAGGACAAGACCAAGUAUGUAAAAUAAGGGUUGGCUUUUUCUCUAAAAUUUUUUAAGGAAGAAAAUCCUUUUCGAGCAUUCUUGUGUAUGUUACUGAGCCAUGUCAAGUGAAUCUUUCUAGUGAAUCUAGCUUUAAAAGUCUGAAACAUUCUCAAAAGUCUAGUUGCUAUUCUAAGUCAGCCAAAGUCUGACUAUUACACUUCCAGAUGAAGACUCCCCACGGAGGAUAGAAGUCUAUGGAUUUUUAACUUGUCUGCAAUUGCCCUUCCUGCCUGCCUGCUUGUCAUUUGUAGGUUUGGGGUUUUUUUAGUUUAGUUUUUUUUUUUUUUUUUUAUGCAACUGAUAGUUUGUUUACAGAUUCUAAGUCAAAGCAAUGCAGAAUUCUGUUGGAUUUACUUUCAAUAGAUCUAAAACUGAUCUCAUCUCAUUAUUAAUAUCUUUUUCUAGGUAUGACUUAGACCUGCUAUUCUAUUCCAGUGAUUAUUUCAGGAGUGUGAAUGUGAAUCUGCCCAAGCCAUAGGGUCAAGAUCCAAUUUAGUUUCUUCCAGAUGGGUCACCACCUGGGAUAUAGCCAACCAGUAUCUCCAAGUGUAUCUCCUUGGUGAUGGUUCAAUAAUAAUUCAUGUACUGGCUUCCCCAGAUAAUGGUAUUUUCCCUCUUCAGCCUAUAUCCCUAUUUCAUGGAUUUUUUGGAAACCUAAUCACUGCUAACAAUUACCCCUCCCCACCUUAUUUAUAAAGCAUACAUCAUUUCUGUUUUGGAAACUUCAGUUUUAAAAUGCUGCUACACAGAGUGUCUACUAUCUAGAACAUCAGACUAGAAUAUGCUUUUGGGAAAACUGGUCUCGUCUACUCCAGGAAGAUAUUCUUAUCCUGUCACUAUAUGCAAGCAAACAAAUGCAAGCAAAUGUUUAUGGGAAAUACACUAAAAGUCUAUCUGCAUGACACCAAGAAAUCUAUUUUAACUGACUUUUCAUCCUGGAUUAAAUAUUAAUCUUAAUCUUAAAAUCGUAUGGAUAGAAGCACCAGAGUGACCCAACCUCAAAUCACACAGGCAUAUGUGCAGGUGCAUACAAACAUAUAUAUACAUGUACAUAAAUUACUUAACAGAAGGGAUUGGACUAUAUUAGCUUUUUCAUUAGGGAAAGGAACUGAUAUCAUUGAGCAUCUACUAUGUCUCAGCCUUACUGAUAGGUACGCAAACCACAUUAUCUUCAUCACAGUCUCACUACAGCUGUGAUUUCCCUGAUGAUAAAUCCAAGGAUCAGGGAUCAGGGAUCAAUGCAGCUUCUCUAAAUUGUGUAGAUAUUAAUAAGAGAAAAUGUAUCUUUCUUUUUUGUUUCCCUUUUUUUAAGCCAGCAUGCUGAUGGCAACUUGUGACCUGAUGGCCUAAAUAACUAAAAAAUAUAAAUAUUCUGCUGAGUGGUAAUAUUAGACAUUGAAAAAAUUACAGUUAAUUUUACAUGUCAUACAUGGAACACAAUAUGCUCUUCUCACCAUUGGAAAUUUAAUUUAAGGGCUCAGCUUUUCCAUUUCCACUUUUAAGGAGUUAUUUGCUAAUAACCUGUUAGUUUUAGACCACGUGGGAAAUUCGAGGGAGCAUAGUUCAUAGUGUUUCAACUCCAAAGCAAAUGCCAUUAUGAAAUUAAAUGUUCACAUGCAAGAUCCAAUAGAUAGUUGGGUUUACACAGAGGAGAUAUGGCUUUCUAAAGUAUUAUUUAUCACACUACUAAAUCACAAAGUAUUUCCUUAAAUCAUCAAAAUUUAAUACUCCAUCAAAUGAAAAAUUAAAAACUUGAAAAAGUUGCUGAUGGAGGACAGUAAUAUUAAGGGUCUCCUUUAAUAAAAUCCUUUGGGUUAUUUUAUUACUUCCAAUUCAAUUAAUUUCAGAGUGUCUUUGGCUAGAUCUUGCACCUGAGGUAAUUAGGUAAAGGUCACAGAUCACAAAUAAAACAAGCAAAUAUAAAUUACCUCUUAAGACUUCUUCCAUCAUUAUUGUGAGUGUAUUUCUAGAGCUUCACUCCAACACAAAUAUGCUGAAGAGAAAUGAGAAAAGUCCAAACCAUAUUCAUUCUUAAAGAAGCUAAGUACACAGAACAAUACACUUUGAAAAUAUUCCAAAACAAAUGGCUGGUUUGAGCAAAACAACUGGUGAAGUAAAAGGAAAACUCUAACCAUAAGGCUUAUUGUAACUGAAUCUUAAACUCCUGUCAUUUUCAGAAGAAUGUGUUGGAAUACUAUGGGCAGUAUGUCUUAGUAAAGCUGGGUCCAUACAAUUUUGGUCUGCUCUUAAAGAUUAAAAGAGUUAUCUCAUUCUACACUAUGUUCAAUCUGCAAACUUGAUAGAAGAGAGACAAUAUUAACUUUUUGGAAGAAAAGAAGAUUUUAAAUUGUCCCCUUAUGAUCCUGUGAAUUACAUAUGUACUAUAUUCAACAUUAUUUUUGCCUCUCAACUACAACUCAGAAAAGUGUUGGAAUAUUCAUAUAUAGAGUAAGGAAACUAGAUGUGAAAAAGAGCAUCCAGAAACAACUGGUCAAUCCCAGGUUCAAAGGAAACUUUUUUCAAAUGCUUGGAAUCACUCUUGGAAAAAGCAGAGGAUGAAAACCUCAAGCAAUUUGUUUUCUGUUUAUCUAUCAAAACCAAGACUUGGCUGAGGGAAUGUAUUUAGAAGAAUAUUCAUGAAGAAGUCUUAAAGAGCUCUGUAAUAACAAAUACAUUGUUCUCUCCUCCCCUCCUCCUUUCUCUCACUCCUCCUCCUUAUCAAACUCUUAUCUCUCCUAUAAAACAUGACUUUCCUUAGAGCAGGCAAUUUCAUCUGACUUCAUUCAAGACUAAACCUGGACAUGAACUCUCUUAAGGAAAAGUGUAAAUAUUCCUUCAAAUAUAUUUAUAUGUAAGAAAAUAUUUUGUUCUGAAACAUUUUCAUAUUUUCAUAAAAUCAUGUCUCAAGUAUGGAAAAAUGUAUACUUCUGACAUUUCUAUUUAACUGAAGUCCCUGUUUUCAUGGUGGGGCUCAGGUGUAGAGUUGAGCCACUCGAUGUGGCCUUUUCCUCACAGAAACAAGCAGAGGUUUUGCAUCUCAGAGCUUCAGUGAGACCCCAAUAGAAGAACACAUCAUAUGUGAAAAACUACUACAGAAAUGUGUUUAAGGGAACAAAAGACUCUUCCCAUUUCUAAAGAUCUCACAGUCCAAUGAGGACAAACAAAACCAAUGUGGCACCAUCUCAAGAUACAACUGUUGGCAAUAUUUAGAACAUGAAUUAGAGACGUCAAAAAUGUUUUAAAGAAGCAAUUGUUAAAAUAAUUUAUGUGUUGUGAUUCUAUUUUGUGAACUAUAAUUAGAAAUAGCAAUUGUUCAUUUCACUGAUUACACAGGGGGAAAAGGUCAGAUAAGGCCCUGUAAUAUUUUUUUUAUAUGUUUGGUCUGUAAGUAUAAUUUCAAAUUACUCAGCAGAAAAGCUCAUUUACAAAGUUGCACACUAGGGAAUAGUCUUGUUGCUGAGAUGGUUAGCACCAACAGGCUAUGCUGACAUAAACCAAAUUUUGGUGGUUCGAAUUUUGAAAUUCAAAUAAUCUCUUUUGAAAAGAGUAGCCGUGAAUGCUUGUAUACAAUAUUGUUAGGCCUGUUUACCAUCUUCUACACCAAAUGCAUUCAUGGGAAGUCCAAUCUGGGGUGAUUGAUUUAUGUUCUAGAAACAUGGUCUAGAAGAAUAGAGGGAUUCAGUGAAAUGGUGCGGCUGGGACAGCGCAUUGUCAGAACUGUCAAAUCUGGAUUCAGCAAGAUUAAAAAAAAAAAAGACAAUUUUGUGGCCAAUAAAGAGCAAAUUCACAUGAUCACCUGUAUGUCCUCAUGGAAGAACAUCUGCAUCAAGUCCAUACCACAGGCUCUCAACUAGAAUAAUGGAAAUGAAAGCACUUUGAAAAUUAUAAAAGAAGGAUAGGAUAAGCAGUGGAGUUAGCUAGAGCUCCUGCAAACUUAUUUGAGCCCCAAAGCAACACUCUUUAGUGAUUAUUUUGUUCCUCUCAGAAUAAUGGACUUAACUUGUAUGCAUAUGACUGUUCUCUGAAUUGCAGCAAAGGGAAUAUAAACUUUCUCAAGAAUGUUAUGGACUGAUGCUGAUAGACAGAGACUUUCCAAAAAAGAAAAACAGAUACAACAUGGUAUCAGAAUAAGAAUCUACCUAACUAGAGGUCUGAAUUUAGAAGUCAGUAAGAACAUUCUCUAUAUUCCUAGAAUGGCAUUAAAUUCUCUAGGAAAGAAGCCAAGUGUUAACACCUUAGCCAGGAAUAAUAAACCAGUCCCACUUUGGUACAUAUAAGAUGACCUGGAAGCUUAUUUUAAAAUACACUUUAUUUGGCCCUGCCCCAAGAGAUUCUCACUUAUUAUGGGAUUUUGAUGCCUUAGUCCUUGACCACACCUUGAAAACUACUGAGUCCUGAUCCCUCACUAGGACCUUUAAAGUCAUUAUUUACUUCACAAAUCGUAAUAAGCAACUAUAUGGAAAACUUCUUGUGGGUAAGCCUAUCUAAUCUUUGUACUCCACAAAUUAUUUAAACUUGGAUAAUGCCCCUAGGUAUCUGUUAAACUAAUGACCAAUCCCAAACUAAGGAAUAUAUCUUAAAUCUUCUGGUGAUGCCCAAUUUACCUAUAGAUCUGUCCUCACAAUAAGAUGACUAGUUCUAUUUGGGGUUUGGGUUUCUUUGUUUUUAAACACUUUUUCAGCUCAGUGAAAGGCACUGCAUUAAGUGUACUGGAUCAUAGAAUUAUCCCUUAUAUAUACAUAAUGCCUGAAAUUUCAAAAACAAGUCCACAGCCUAAUUUAAUAAUGAAAAAUAAAGGAGACCAACAUAUUCUUUCUGCCCUCUGGAGAUUAUAAUUUAGUGACAACAUACUAACAGAGAAACAUAUAAGAAAUAUAGAAUACAUAAUUGGAAGCCAAGUUGUAUGAUUUCAGACUACAAAUAACUGAGUGCUACAGAGAAAAGGAGGCAUUAAUGGGACCUGGAGUAAUCAAGGAGGACUUUGGAGGAAAAUUAGGACUUCUUUCAAGGAAGCAUUAGAUUCAGAUAUUUAAAGGAAAAACAAUACAUGUGGGAGAAAUAAGCUGAGUGGGGAUAGGGAGACACAAUAGAUCUUAGAGAAAUCUUCUGGACAUUAAGGAUAGCUACCCAAAACAUGUCCAUUUUAUGAGGGAUUAAUGAAGAAAGACAGCUAGUCCUUUAAUAUUUGCCACUACAAUAAAGCCCCAAGUAAGGGAAAAGUGAAUGAAGUCAAUUUAUAUCUGAUGAGAAAAUAUUCCACCCAUAUACUAUGAAUAUAAAGAGAAAAACAGCUUCUAGGUUAGCAUGUUUGUUUUCUAAUCUUUGUGAAUUUCAUUUAUUAUCUAUAGAAAAUAUACUACACUAUUUGUCUUAUAGGUGUUAUAAUUCUAAAAGUGUUCUUAUAGUCUUGAUUUUCCAAGUGAAAAAAUAUAUGUGUAUACACAUAUAUACAAAAUAUAUAUAUAUGUCUUUGUUUCUAUAUUAUAUUGUCACAAUAUAUUUAAAAGUAUUUAUACCUGUAUAUAUUAUUCAGGGGUCCUUCACAACUCUGGACUUAUCCAAUUAUGCUAAAUAUAGAAAUCAGAGCUAGCUCAGGGACCUAGGCCCUUCAUGAACUUAAACUUUAAGAUGAAAUCUAAAACUGAAGAGCAUGUAGUGUUUAGCUUCAGAUUACUUCUGACAACUUCAUAGACUUGCAUGUUGCUUAUGAUGUGCUCCUGAAUGCAUUGGCUUCCUUCUUAUCAGUUUUACAAAGUAGUGUGCUGACUCGCUUCAUCCCUUGGGAAUUCACUGUUGUGUCCUUGUGGGACAAAGACUCUUCUAUAAGAAAGUGCAGUAUUAUGUGUGCUGCUGUGGAAAACUAUGUGUCUGUUCCAAUAUGUGUACUGUGAGCAAUAAAGAAUCAAACUGAAA
This is a messenger RNA of Canis lupus familiaris (dog), 8517 nucleotides long. It is a transcript of the gene TRHR, whose product is annotated as thyrotropin releasing hormone receptor. Gene Ontology annotation, biological process: phospholipase C-activating G protein-coupled receptor signaling pathway. NCBI's taxonomy places the organism in Eukaryota, Metazoa, Chordata, Mammalia, Carnivora, Canidae. The record is from RefSeq and is a predicted model, not a curated record. Gene Ontology annotation, cellular component: membrane. Gene Ontology annotation, molecular function: thyrotropin-releasing hormone receptor activity. The transcript is spliced from 3 exons. Bases 377 to 1573 code for a protein of 398 amino acids.